Molecule: messenger RNA, 5445 nt
Organism: Monodelphis domestica (gray short-tailed opossum)
Lineage: Eukaryota; Metazoa; Chordata; Mammalia; Didelphimorphia; Didelphidae
Gene: PSKH1
Product: protein serine kinase H1
Biological process (GO): protein phosphorylation
Molecular function (GO): ATP binding; protein kinase activity
Source: RefSeq, a predicted model, not a curated record
GCGCUAUAAUGACGCGAUGACGCUGACGCGAGAGGAUGGCGGCGGCGGGAUCCUCCGCAGAAGCCGCCGAGGAGUGGAGGAGGCUGUGUGGGGUUUGAGGUGUAGACAGAGACACAGCUUGCACAGCAGAUCCUGCUGUCCUUGACCUGAGAGAAUGCCUCCGUGGCUGCUUAGUUCCCUUCCGUGAUGGGCUGUGGGACAAGUAAGGUCCUUCCUGAGCCUCCCAAGGAUGUACAACUGGAUCUGGUCAAAAAGGUUGAGCCUUAUACUGGCCAUAAGACUGAUGUGUACAAGCAUUUCAUCAAAGAUGAUGGUGUUGGGACCCUUAAAACUGGAUCCCCAUUACCCCCUUAUCACAUUCAACCAUAUCCAGGAACUCAUCUGGCUAGUCACAUGGAGCCUCAUGAGCCCCGAAGGACCAGAGUGGCCAAAUACAGGGCCAAAUUUGAUCCGCGAGUAACCGCUAAAUAUGAUAUUAAGGCCUUGAUUGGACGGGGCAGCUUCAGCAGAGUUGUUCGAGUAGAGCAUAAAGCCACUAAACAACCCUAUGCCAUUAAGAUGAUUGAGACAAAGUACCGAGAAGGGAGGGAAGUGUGUGAGUCUGAGCUGUGUGUCUUGCGACGGGUUCGCCAUACUAACAUCAUCCAACUCAUUGAAGUAUUUGAGACACAGGAGCGUGUUUACAUGGUGAUGGAGCUAGCCACUGGAGGAGAACUAUUUGACCGGAUCAUUGCCAAAGGCUCCUUUACUGAGAGGGAUGCCACCCGGGUUCUGCAGAUGGUGCUGGAUGGUGUCAAGUACUUGCACACUUUGGGUAUCACACAUCGGGAUCUGAAACCAGAAAACUUGCUGUAUUAUCAUCCAGGCACAGACUCUAAGAUUAUGAUCACUGACUUCGGGUUGGCAAGUGCCCGGAAAAAAGGGGAUGACUGCCUUAUGAAGACUACCUGUGGCACUCCAGAGUACAUUGCUCCAGAGAUACUGGUCAGGAAGCCCUACACUAACUCUGUGGAUAUGUGGGCCCUGGGGGUCAUAUCAUACAUCCUGCUGAGUGGAACUAUGCCUUUUGAAGAUGACAACCGCUCAAGACUCUACCGGCAGAUCCUAAAGGGGAAGUAUAGUUACUCAGGGGAGCCCUGGCCCAGUGUGUCAAAUUUGGCAAAGGAUUUCAUUGAUCGUCUGCUAACUGUGGAUCCCGGUGCCAGGAUGACAGCUCUCCAAGCCUUGAAGCACCCAUGGGUGGUGAGCAUGGCUGCCUCUUCUUCCAUGAAGAACCUUCACCGUUCAAUUUCCCAGAAUCUUCUUAAGAGGGCAUCUUCUCGAUGCCAAAGCACCAAGUCAGCCCAGUCUACACGCUCCAGUCGCUCUACCAAAUCCAAUAAGUCUCGGCGUGUUCGUGAGCGGGAACUGCGGGAACUUAACCUGCGCUACCAGCAGCAGUAUAAUGGCUGAGCCAUCAGCUUUCCUUGCACACCUUAGGUCUUCUCAGACACACCUUUUCUCAUCCACUUCCCUUCAACUGAAGUGUUCCCAGGGAUAGGCCUGGGGAAGUGGCAGUGGGACCCAAUAUCUAGGGAGCUAGAGCAGAUACCACAAUCACUCAAGCUUCUCUUCUUAUUUUGGGAAGGACCUGGGUCUGAUGAUACCCAUUGCACAAAAGACUCCUAUCCCCUUGCCAGAUGUCCACUGUCUUAAGUGCCUUGUGCCACCUCAUAGGCUAGUUAGUACCCCUGGAAGGAGAAAAGCCUGGUGGGGCUGGGGUGCCCAGUAUUAUUUAUUAAUGCCAGAUUCUAAGGACUGAGCUUGUCUGCCUACACCCAUACGGUAUAUAUAGGUGGCAUGUUUUUGUGAAUCAAGAGCCCUUCUCAGAUGACGAAGGAUGAUACUUCUGUUGUGUGCCCACCUUUCCUGGGAGGUUGGAAUACUGAGUGGCUGUGACUCAGCUACCUAAGAGCUUCCUGCUGUGUCAGAACUACCAAGGGUUGUUUGAUUGUUUGAUUGGGGUUGAUUGUUGAUGGGGGUGGGUGGCCACGUACUAGGAGAUCUGGACUAGUAGUAGACUAAGGAUUUUAGCUCUGAGCACUUUCUUGUGGUGGGGUAAGUUUUUGAAACAUAAUUCCUUAGUGCAUUUAAAAAAAAAAAGGAAAAUCUUUUUUAAGGGAAUCCCUUGUCCCCUCCUUCUUUAAUUCCAGUCCUCUCUGCCUCAUCUCCUUGAAGUUCACAGCCUAGAGAUGGUCAUUGUGGAUGUGAUGUUAUAUAGACCAGGCUGCUCACUUGGAGUAAGGAAUGCCUCUCUUUGCAGCCUGCAUUAUUUGAUGGUAAAUUCCCCAAAUCCUCCUCAGGAGAGGUUUUUUUUUUUUUUAACCAAAGCCCCAAGCCUUUCUUUUCCACUCACUUGGAGCUAGUACGUGAGAGCCCCCUGAUGUCAAAUAAGUUGCCCUUGGCUGUUUUGCUUGUUUGAAGGCUUAACAGGGAAAUUUGGUAGGAUAUUCAUCCAGAUCCCUUUCUUUCCCUUCCUUUUUUUUCUCCCUCCUUUUCUGGGGAGUACCCAUCUGGUUUAAAGGAAACCCUGAAAUCAGAGAUGACACCUAUAGCAUUUACUUGGCACUAGAGUACCCUUUCUGAUCAGGACCCCUUGUGUUACCAACAGGAAAUGGAAUACCUUUGUGGUAGACUCACCUGGACUGGAGUAGGUGAUCAGUAGUGACUCAGUGAGGAAGCUCCUAGAGGGAGCCAAAGAAAUCUACUCAGAUGUGAGUGGUCUUUCCUAAGGGGGCUGGGGGUAGGAAUGGCAUGGGAGGAGGGUAACUAAGCAUCCAGGUCCCCCAGUGAGUGGGGGAAGGAUCCACUAAGGGACCUGAGAGGGUAUAGCUAUCUAUAGGAUCUUCUUUUAAAUAGAAGUAUGUUUCUGUAAAACAAGAAAUACAGAGUACAUUCAGCAAGCUUAGUCAUUCCAUCCCUUAAGACAGCCUGCUUCCUUCUCCUGAAAGGAAGCUACGAUAUGUACAGGGACUAUUUCAAGGCAGAUCCUUGUACCAUCUUAUUCUAAGGGUUCAAGUGUCUUAUCAUAUCCCAGGGUUGUCCUGGCCCCUUUCCCUUUCAUCUGAUUUCUCUCAGGAAACGAUAUUUAAAGGGAAAUCUGAACCUAUCUAGUCCUAGUUCUGGAAAGGGGAAGAGCAGGUAACCUAACUCGUAGCCAGGAAAGAAGAGGAGAGUGUCUGGCUUUCCUGCAGCAUUCGGUGGUGAGUGCUCAGGCUGGAGGAAAAAGCAGCUGAAAUAGUCUCUCAGGGCAGACAAGGUAAUCAAUCACCCUGGCCUCUAAGCAGUUUUGGCCACCCCCCUUAGAAAAGUGAAACUACACAUUCCCCCUUUCCUCUUUUAUCCUGUAGACCCCGUUAUCCUCAGGGGAGGAGUUGUGUCCCACCUCCAUUUGGAGAGUUCUUCCACUUUUAGGGUAGGGAUGGCUAUAAAGCUGGGGGAAUGUUACCUCUUUCUCCUUCCCUGCUGGGUGCUAUCUCUGCUGUUACAGUGCACACACAUUGUCAACUCCAUGUCUCUGCCUACCUUGUUUCUUCUGUAUUCUUCAGAACUCCUCUGUCUAUCCUACUUUUCCCAUUAGGCCCUGCAGGCAGGAUGUUUUUAGAACUUUUUUAGCUUAUGGGUUGGGGUUUAUCCACUAAGUGAACCAGUCUUCCAUGGACAAAGUCCAAGUGACACCUAGUGGCUACUUGGGACAUGACUAGGCAAUGAGUCUGAGAAGCAGCCACGAUGGGCCUGGACAGGAGGUUCUGGAGCUGGAAUUCUUUUCCAAGAUCCUGAUAGGAGUGUGUUUCCCACUUCCUCCCACCCUGUUCCCCUUCUCAUAUCCAGAAUCAUUUAAAAUGUGGAGUUAACACAUCCUCAGGGAGUCAACAUGCUGCCUGAGGAGUAAGGGAGUUCUAGGGGAAGAGCUUGGUCAUAACUUCGUUUAUUCUUCCAUUCCCUUCCCUCCCAGCCAGGAAGCCUGCUCUUAAGGAAUUUCUUGUGGAACUUAGCAAUACUGUGUGAAUCUGCCCAGUCCUGCAGGUAAGGGGAGUGGGGGAGGCCCCUGGUGCCCUUAGGUGAAACAGCAGGGCUGGGAUGGAGGGGGGCUGGUUCCCCCAACAUAGCCCAUUUGGGACUGUAUACUCUCAGUCCUGACCAGACUAUAUUGUCUGCUUGGACAUCUCUAACUCCUUUAAAAUGCACGGGCUUGCAAACCUUGUCUGGCUUACAGCUAAGAUGGAGCAAUAGAACCCAUUUUAAAGGGCUUCCCUCAGUUUUCCCUGCCUAUCUUUAAACUGAAGUUUCUUUAAACUGAAGUUGCUUUCAGCAAAUUCAGAAAGGGGCUAGGGCUUAAUGGAAAUUAAUCAAAUAGUCAAGCUGCUUCUUUAAUAGGACCCCCAUGGCCCUUAGAAUAGGGGAUUCUGCCAAGAAAACAAAUGUUUUUCCAUAUCCCUGGCCCAUAGAGAUCUAAUGGGGCACUGUUGUUUAUAUAAAACAUCAACAAUAAAAGUAAAACUUCAUAUGGACAUUGUUGCCAACUCUAACCAGCAGUGCCAAGGACCAAGCCUCCUCUCGUGGUGGUUCCUUGGUACCAACAGGAAAACCAAACCAAAGUCACUGUAUAUUUGUCUAUACAAGUAUACAUUUGUGCAAAGAGAGCCAUUUGUCACAAAGUGCCUCCUCCAGGGCCUGGGGAGCCUAAACAACCUCCUCUUGGGUCACUUUACCUGCCAUUCUGCUUUCCUCUUAACAACCCAGGGACUUUCAGGCCCAAUUUUCUAUCCUGAAGAUAGAAAGUUGCCCCUGGAAGAUGGUCUCACAGCCAGGAGAAAUCUCAGCCACUUUUCCAACCUCUUGGAGUGUUGGGCAGCAGUCAAGAUACCUAUGGGACUGAGAAGCAAAUCCCUGAUGUGUGCCCAGAGCUUCUUUGCUUCCAUACCUCCUUACACCGACCUUCUUCCUCACUGCCAAGAGCCCUCGCCCUGGAAGGAUCAUAUGGAUUUGUCUUGGCUAGGAAAAGGGAGAUGCCUGGGUGGAAGCUUCCUGUUUCUUUCUCCUGACCCUUGGUUCCCAGUGAUCUCUUUGGGGUACCUGGCUCUUCAGAGGACUUUCUCAUUGCCAAUCCUAUUACCUGCAUACCACUACCCUACUUCCUUACCCAGUUGAACAUUCUUGAAUCCAGUCACCUCCCUCUCCUCUCCAAACCCAUGAGAAGCAGGAUAAAUAUAUGCUUGUGGCUUUGAGACGUUUGUUCUUUGUCUUAGCCUCUUGAUACUAGAGAAGUCCCUCAUACUAUUGUUCCCUGGGAGCUUGUGCCAUUGGAUUGAGAAUGUAUAAAGUUAUUUAUUUUGUGUACUCAAUUUGAAAAUGUAUCUUUCAUAUUCAAUAAACCUUCAGUCUUCCCCCAGGAUGACUACUCCA